AUGAUGGUCUCAGGUACUACUACUAGAAGCGACACUGCUUCUCAGUGCUCGGACAGCGAGCAUUUGGCCCAGUUCGACCAAGUCCGCAAGAUCUUACAACUGCAAAACCUACCAGCGUUUGCCUUGAAGAUUCGCUAUGGAGAUGCCGUCCCUGCUGACCCGUCCUGUCGCGUCGUCCCUGACCCUCUCUCCGGCACUUAUCAUAUUCUCUUCAAGCUCGAGUUCGACGAUGGGGUGCACUGGCUCCUCAAAGUCCCCGCUAAUGGUUAUCCCGACGCCUUUGACGCCGUUUCUGCCCGCGCCCUCCGGUCUGAAGCACUGACGAUGCGUUUAAUCCAAAGGAAAACCAAAGCACCCGUUCCAACCGUGUAUCAUUUCGACGAUACCCUAAACAACGAGCUCCACUGUCCCUUUAUCCUGAUGGAAUAUGUCGACGGCCGCCCAUUGUACGAAAUUUGGUUCGAUCAAAAUGUCGACCCCGAGGUACUCGAAAAACGUCGCUGUCGUGCGUUGGAUGGCGUGGCGCGAGCAAUGUUGGAGCUCGGCAAGUUUGUCUUCGACGAGGCUGGGGAGAUACUCUUCGAUCAUAAUGACGGUCCAUGCUGCAUCGGGCCGAUGAAGAUGCUGGAUAUCCAAGCCAUGCUGGGGCAGGACGAUGAUGAUGAUGAUUCCACAAUCUUCUGUUCCGUUGGGCCCUUCCGCAGCGCAAAAUCGUGGUUUACCUGCAUGCUUGACAGGCGCGAACCACCCCCGGAUGAGUACAGUCUUGGAGUCUACAGUGUGCUUCGUUUGUUCAUUGACCUAGCCUUUCCCGAGACGCAAAGUGGAGAGAAGACGGAUUUUGUUCUCUCCCACCCUGAUUUCGAUAUUCAGAACGUCCUCGUGUCCGACGACGGCAGCCUACGUUCACUCAUCGAUUGGGAUGGGGUGAGCACGGUACCUCGCUGUCUAGGAAAUGAGGUAUAUCCAAGCUGGUUAACGCGUGACUGGAAUCCGGUAACUUACACAUUCGAUGAAAGCGCUACGCCUGGAUCGGACUGCCAGAAUAACCAUGAAAACUCACCGAGGGAGCUUGAGCACUACCGCAAGAUAUAUCAGAAGCUCAUCGAGAAGAUAUUGGAAUUCCCUGCCGCGUCGAAAAGGAUGGCAGCCAACUCCCUGGUCCUCCGCAACCUCUACAUCGCCGCUACAGACCCUGUUUGUACGCACGCUAUUGUUCGGAGGAUCUUUGAGGAGAUUACGUCGAGGACGGCCCCUGUUAAAUCCUCUACAGAGCAUAAAGGUGAAAACGGAUCCAAUAAUGGUGACAACUGCAACAACGGCGCCGAUAGCCGUGGCGAUGGCGACCAUACACAUGUUGAUGAGGGUGACGAUGACUUCUUCAUCUAUGAUGUUUUCACCAAGUUCCGACGCGGCAACCUAAGUGAACGGAACCUACAGCGUCUUACACGUGGAUUUCAAGCGCUGUUGAUAUGA
Molecule: messenger RNA, 1476 nt
Organism: Coccidioides posadasii C735 delta SOWgp
Lineage: Eukaryota; Fungi; Ascomycota; Eurotiomycetes; Onygenales; Onygenaceae
Source: RefSeq, a predicted model, not a curated record